Messenger RNA from Soboliphyme baturini, 381 nucleotides. Lineage: Eukaryota; Metazoa; Nematoda; Enoplea; Dioctophymatida; Soboliphymatidae. The record is from the annotation of a GenBank genome assembly.
AUGGGAUCGAACGGCGACAACGCCUUCAGCACGGAUCUCCCGCGACAGAUCGAGCUGUUCGAAUUAGCGAAAUUUCAGGAGGCGGUCAUCGGACAACAGCAGCUGUUAAUACAUUUCUAUCAGGUAAGCAACGAGGAAUUUAGACUUGCUGAAAUUUGUCACAGAAUCACUUGGUGUCAAUUCCAGCAGUAUGCUGAAAUUAUAAAACGCAAAACAACCUCGGAUGCCAAACGAUUUAACGGACUAAUCGAAGAAGUGGAGAAGAUCGAAGGAAACCUAUCUGUUCACGAUAGAAAAGGUGUACCAUCAAUGGAAAAGGCACGCCUUUUUCCAGACUUCACACCACUACAAGGAAUUAGUCGAAACAUCUACGGAAGGUAA